Messenger RNA from Fomitopsis serialis, 1675 nucleotides. RefSeq lists its product as uncharacterized. The record is from RefSeq and is a predicted model, not a curated record. The transcript is spliced from 7 exons. Lineage: Eukaryota; Fungi; Basidiomycota; Agaricomycetes; Polyporales; Fomitopsidaceae. Bases 100 to 1536 code for a protein of 478 amino acids.
GUGACGACUAUCGCGAUGCGCUCACUCGGACAGCCACCACCGUCUACUUAUUGACCUCGCUAUCGCUCUCCUGCCUCACAACCAUCCAUCUCACUCACCAUGGACUUCAUCAUGAGCCAAUCCAACGACCGCCGUGACGACAACAAUGCGCCCCGCCGCCACCACGGUGGCGAGCAAGAGUACUACGAGGGCGGGCCGCCACAUUCAGAGUACCCUGGCGGAGGGGGCCGGCCUCCGUUCGAGGGCGAGGGGCCAGGCUACGGGGGCCCUCCUCCUGGUCAGCACGGGCAACACCACCGCCACCACGAAGGCCAGCCGCCCUUUGAAGGAGGCGGGGGAGGGGGCGCACCGUAUGACUCUGACCGCCGCCAAGGAGAGCAUGCGGGUUACGCGCCGUCUUACGGCGGAGGGCCGCGCCCGGAGUAUGGCGGGGGAGGCGCUGAAUACGGCUCCUCCGGAUACGGCGAGGGCCGUCGCCCGCAGCAUGAGAGCGAUGGAGGCUAUGGCGCCUCUGAUGGUGGCCGUCGCCCUGCACACGAAAGCGGUGGUGGGGAGUACGGCGCACAACGUCGCUACGGGGAGGGCGGUGCCCAGCAUAGGACCGAGACGGGGGAGGAAUAUGCUGCGCCCUACUCUUCCGAAAGCGAGGGCCGCCGCCCCGAGUAUGGAGGCGGGAAUGGCGCGUAUGGCGCUGCUCGCCCCCAUGCACAAAACGGCCCUGCCUACCAAGGCAGUGAGGGCUACAGCUCGUCGGGCUAUGGUACAGAGGGCCGCCAACAGCCUGGUGGAAACCAGGGCUAUGGUGGGCAGAGUGCAGGCUACGGUGGGCAGAGCGCAGGCUAUGGUGCUCAGCAGCAGCAGCAGCAGCACGGCCAGGCAGCCUCGUACUACAGUGAUGGCAACGACGAGUACAGCUCGCGCCCGCAACAGGGUGGUGGUGCCCCGUCGCACUACGGUCAGAGCGGCGGUCAGCAGUACGGCGGCCAGUCUCAGUCUGGUGGUGGUCCGCAGUACACUUCUCAGCCUCAUUCGGGCGCGCCGAACCAAGGGCGCCCGGAUCUGGGAAACCACGAGAGCAUUGCGAACAGCGCGAGCCAGCAGAGCGGCCAGGACCCCUCCCUGUUCCACAAUGCACUGCAGCAUGUGACGAACCACUCGAGCCAGCAAACCGAACCCGUUGAUGAGGAGGGCGUGCAGCAGGCGCACAACGUUGCGUACCAGCAGGGCAACGCCAGCAGCCUGGGUGCGAGCUCCAUUGGCGGCGCUGCCGCCCUCCAGGCCAUGAAGAUGUUCACGUCUGGCAGCGGCGGUGGCUCCGGCUCCUCGUCUGACAUGAUCAGCCUCGCCAUGUCUGAGGCGGGUAAGCUGUUCGACUCGUCCGGCGGAGCGUCGUCGGGCAACAAGCAGGAUGCGGUCAACAGCGCGGCGAUGACGGUCAUGAAGCUGCUGGUGAAGAGCAAGUUCAGCGGUACGACUGGUGGGAGCAACAGCGGCGGCUUGGGCAGCCUGAUGGGUCUGGCCUCGAAAUUCAUGUAAAGUGGGAAUGGAAGGUUGCGUCGAAGUUUCUUGAGCGGACUUGCGAGCCGCAGUGUAACAAGUUCACUAAGGAUGUACAGUGUUGUUGUACAGUCCGUGUCUAUUCAAAGCGAGAUUCAGGAUACAUUCAAGAACAUCG